UCUCAUUUAUUUAUUGAACGCGAAACAGAAUAAACGUAGAAUUUAAGUUGCAAAUUUUUUCACAAAAAAUUAAGAACUGCAUUUCAAGCAGACGUGGCCAGUAAAAAAGUUUUUUUAUUUAACAAAAGUAAUUAAAUAAUUUGCUUUAGUUUAAUAUAAACAAAAUGAAGUAUUUGUUGAUACUGGGGUUGUUAUUAUUUGCGGGUUUUACGCAAAUUAAAGCCGAAAACGACAAAGAAGAAACUGCCACUGAAAAAAUUGACUUAGAUUUGGGCUCAUUCAAAGAAGGUUCUAGAACCGAUUCCGAUGCCAUUCAACGUGAAGAAGAAGCCAUUAAAUUGGAUGGCCUUAAUGUGGCACAAAUGAAAGAAAUUCGUGAAAAGGCUGAAAAAUUCAAUUUCCAAACAGAAGUUAAUCGUAUGAUGAAACUUAUCAUUAACUCUUUGUAUCGCAAUAAAGAAAUUUUCUUGCGUGAAUUGAUUUCAAAUGCUUCCGAUGCCAUUGAUAAGAUUCGUCUAUUGGCACUGACAAACAGAAAUGAGUUAGAAAGCAAUCCUGAGCUUAAUAUACGCAUUAAGGCUGACAAGGAAAAUAAAGUUUUACACAUUAUGGACUCUGGUAUUGGUAUGACCCAUCAGGAUUUAAUCAACAAUUUGGGUACAAUUGCCAAAUCUGGCACAGCUGAUUUCUUGGCAAAAAUGCAAGAUCCCUCAAAAUCAGAUGGACAAGAUAUGAAUGAUAUGAUUGGUCAGUUUGGUGUUGGUUUCUAUUCCGCUUUCUUGGUCGCCGAUCGCGUUGUUGUCACCACCAAGCACAACAAUGACAAACAAUACAUAUGGGAAUCUGAUGCCAAUAGUUUUAGCAUUGUUGAAGAUCCUCGCGGUGAUACAUUGAAGCGUGGUUCAGUCAUUUCCUUGUACUUAAAGAACGAAGCUCAGGACUUUUUGGAAGAGGAUACCUUACGUGAAUUGAUUCGUAAAUACUCACAAUUUAUCAACUUCCCAAUUAUGUUGUGGUCUAGCAAGACUGUUGACGAAGAAGUACCAAUUGAAGAGGAGAAACCCGUUACUGAAAAAUCCUCAGAUGAUGAGGUUGUUGAUGAAGAAGAAGACGCUAAAGUUGAGGAAGACACCAAUGAAGAUGACAAACCCAAAACCAAGAAAGUAUCGAAGACUGUGUGGGACUGGAUGUUGAUUAACGACAGCAAGCCCAUCUGGACCCGUAAACCCAACGAAGUGGAACAAAAAGAAUACGAUGAAUUCUACAAGAGUUUAACAAAGGACUCCAGCGAACCAUUGAUACACACACAUUUCAUUGCUGAAGGUGAAGUUACAUUCAAGAGUUUGCUGUACAUUCCCAAAGUACAGCCCUCAGAAUCUUUCAAUCGUUAUGGUACCAAAGCUGAUAACAUAAAAUUGUUUGUUCGUCGUGUUUUCAUUACUGACGAAUUCAACGACAUGAUGCCCAACUACUUGAAUUUCAUUCGUGGUAUUGUGGAUUCAGAUGAUUUACCUUUGAAUGUUUCACGUGAAACCUUACAACAACACAAAUUGAUUAAGGUCAUUAAGAAAAAAUUGAUUCGCAAGGUCUUGGACAUGAUCAAGAAGAUUGAUAAAGAAGCCUAUGAAAAAUUCUGGAAGGAAUACUCCACAAAUAUUAAACUCGGUAUCAUGGAAGAUCCCAGCAACCGUUCUCGCCUCGCAAAACUUUUGCGCUUCCAGUCAUCGAAUGGCAAAGGUAUCACGUCUUUGGCCGAAUAUGUAGAGCGUAUGAAGCCCAAACAAGAAAACAUAUACUUCAUUGCUGGUGCAAACCGUGCUGAAGUUGAGAAAUCUCCCUUCGUUGAACGUUUGUUGGCUAAGGGUUAUGAAGUUUUGUAUCUCGUUGAAGCUGUUGAUGAAUACUGCAUUUCUGCUUUGCCCGAAUUCGAUGGCAAGAAAUUCCAAAAUGUUGCCAAGGAAGGCUUCAAGCUCAACGAAUCGGAAAAGAGCAAAAAUAAAUUUGAAGAGUUGAAGGCCACCUUUGAACCUUUAGUUAAGUGGUUGAAUGAAGUUGCCUUGAAGGACAAGAUUUUGCGCGCUCAAGUAUCUGAACGUUUGAGCAACUCUCCCUGCGCUUUGGUCGCUGGUAUGUUCGGCUGGACCGGUAACAUGGAACGUUUGGCUAUGUCAAAUGCCCAUCAAAAAUCAGAUGAUCCUCAACGUACUUACUACUUAAAUCAAAAGAAAACACUUGAAAUCAAUCCCAGACAUCCAUUGAUGCGUGAAUUGUUAAGACGUGUUGAGGCCGAUGAAGCUGAUGAGAGCGCUAAGGAAAUGGCAUUAAUGAUGUUCCGUACCGCCACUUUGCGUUCCGGUUACAUGUUACAAGAGACCUCCGAUUUCGCAGAUACUAUUGAAAAAAUGAUGCGUCAAACAUUAGGAGUCUCUUUAGACGAACAAGUCGAGUGGGAUGAAGAUGAUGACGAUGACACCACAGCUGAUUCCAACGAAGAAAGCACAUCAUCUUCGAACGAUAAUGAUGAGGAUGAAGACACACAACACGAUGAACUUUAAAAAUAAAAAUCUUCCUGCCAAAUGAAGGACAGAUAGAUAUUUGUACAUAAGUAGUAAUCAUUUUGUGUGUUAGACUGAAUUUAGUUUCGUUUGCAAACAUUCGUAAAGAAAGAGUUUUUUUCUUUCUUUAGUUUUUCCAUCCAAAAGAAAAAAAUCACAAUCACUAUUAAUUAUUUAAACUAUUCUUACACUUACAGUUACGAUUUUUUGUACUGUUCCAUUAUAAGUUAGCAUUUCUUGUAAAUUUUUUUAUAAUUUAAUUUAUUUAAAGACGCAAUCAAUAACACGCCAACUUUCUUUUAACACUUUUUAUUUUUGUUAAAGAAAUGUCGUGAUUGUUGUAUAAAAAAAAACAAAAAUUAUCAUCAAAUUAUAAAUAAACAAAUUACUAUUUUCUAUGAAA
Lucilia cuprina (Australian sheep blowfly) is the source of this 2958-nucleotide messenger RNA. It is a transcript of the gene Gp93, whose product is annotated as endoplasmin homolog. The coding region runs from base 165 to 2555 and encodes 796 amino acids. Gene Ontology annotation, molecular function: ATP-dependent protein folding chaperone; ATP binding; ATP hydrolysis activity. The transcript is spliced from 4 exons. Lineage: Eukaryota; Metazoa; Arthropoda; Insecta; Diptera; Calliphoridae. Gene Ontology annotation, biological process: protein folding. The record is from RefSeq and is a predicted model, not a curated record.